Molecule: messenger RNA, 1515 nt
Organism: Impatiens glandulifera
Lineage: Eukaryota; Viridiplantae; Streptophyta; Magnoliopsida; Ericales; Balsaminaceae
Product: protein EARLY-RESPONSIVE TO DEHYDRATION 7, chloroplastic-like
Exons: 4
Coding region: 18-1403 (461 amino acids)
Cellular component (GO): plasma membrane
Source: RefSeq, a predicted model, not a curated record
GAGAGAAAGGGACGACAAUGGCGUCGCAUAACCCUAACGACCGAACCCCAUUAUAUCCACAAGUUAACCAAUCUGAUCUUGAACCCUGUCUCUUGAAUCAUAACCCAUCUUCCUCCUCUCUCUACCCCGAAAUCGACAUGAAAGACCUUGUAGAGAACCUCUUCCCUGACAAAUACGAAAUCCCACGCAAUAAUCCCCCCUCCUCCGCGCCUCCUCCUCCAGUAGAGGAUAUAAUCCUCACAAUUCCCGGCGCGAUUCUACAUCUGAUCGACCAACAUUACAGCGUCGAAUUAGCCUGCGGGGAUUUCAGCAUCGUUCGAAUCCUACAAGGUGAUAGGAUUGUCGCCCUCAUCGCUCGCUUGGCCGACGAGAUCCAGUGGCCUCUUGCCAAGGAUCAAGCGGUCGUGAAGCUCGACGUAGCACAUUAUUUCUUCUCGUUCAAGGCACCAAAUGAAGCUGGAUCAGAUUCUAGCGACGACGAUGAUGAAGAAGACAAACGCCAAAAGGGUUCGUCGUCGUCUUCUUCUUCGGCCAAUGACUGGCUGAGUUAUGGAUUGACAAUUGCACCAAAGGGACAGGAGAGAUUGCUGAAAGAACUUGAUGAGAUUUUGGAUCGAUAUAGUAACUUAUCGGUACAGAAGAAGGGGAAGGAUGUGGAGAUGUUGGAACGAUCGGUGGUUAGUGAGAUGUCUCCAGCCGACAUGAAGUCGGAUAAUGAGAAGAGAGAAAAGAUGGAGGAUCAAUCGACAGCAUUUUGGACAACGUUGGCACCAAAUGUGGAGGAUUACAAUGGGAGUGCAGCGAAAUACAUUGCGGCUGGAUCAGGGCAGCUUAUAAAGGGAAUAUUAUGGUGUGGGGAUGUAACUGUUGAGAGAUUGAAAAGGGGGAACGACAUUUUGAAGGAUAGAACUCAACUGAGUACUCGUGAUGCAGAGGUUAGUCCAGAAACCUUAAAGCGGAUCAGAAGGGCGAAGAGGGUGACUAAGAUUACAGAAAAGGUUGCUGGUGGUGUUCUUACUGGUGUUGUGAAAGUAUCAGGGCUUUUCUCAAAUAAACUAGUUAAUUCAAGAUUAGGGAAGAAGGUUUUUGGUCUCUUGCCAGGAGAAAUUGUUCUAGCUUCCCUUGAUGGAUUUAGCAAAAUCUGUGAUGCAACGGAAGUAGCUGGAAAGAAUGUAAUGUCAACAUCAAACACUGUAACUACAGAGUUUGUGACCCACAAAUAUGGAGAAGAAGCUGGGAAGGCGACUGGUGAAGGUCUUGAAGCAGCUGGACAUGCUAUUGGGACUGCAUGGGCUGUUUUUAAGCUGAGAAAAGCAUUGAAUCCAAAAGCUUCCAUGAAACCUACAUCUUUGGCUAAAGCUGCUGUCCAUGAGAUGAAAAGAAAUGUAACCAACAAAAAAUAGAUACAAUCUGCUGGUUUCAUCUCAAUCCCUUCCUUUAUUCAUUAUGAAUUCCAUGUCCCAUCUGUAAUCAAUCAUAUGAAUGACGAUUUUAAAGAAUAAUUCUAUUUUAGUU